This is a messenger RNA of Lepisosteus oculatus (spotted gar), 3788 nucleotides long. Its product is annotated as oocyte zinc finger protein XlCOF8.4-like. Lineage: Eukaryota; Metazoa; Chordata; Actinopteri; Semionotiformes; Lepisosteidae. The record is from RefSeq and is a predicted model, not a curated record. Gene Ontology annotation, cellular component: nucleus. Gene Ontology annotation, biological process: regulation of gene expression.
UCAAGUACAAUAAUAAUCUUUGCUUGGGUUUGCUGGCAGGUCACCUUGUGUUUAAUGCAUGUUAAAGUGCUGUCUUUCGCAUAGUCGAUGUUAAUCUAGUCGCAUUUCGCAAUGAGUUGAUGACGUACGAUUCUUACGGUUUCUUAAGGACAGAUUUAUUUUUCUCCGAAAUUUGUGUUGUAGCGUUAUAUAGGAGUGUACAUAUUGUUAAAGAAAGUGUUAUUUCUUUCUGUAUCCCAACUAUAUAUAUUAGGCUAUUUACUCAUUUUGUACUUCUGUCUUUGUGCUUGAAGAUGCCAUAGAUGCACUAUGAAAUACUGUGUAGCCUAAUCUGCCGGUGUCACCGGUCUUUGAUUCUGUUGUUCUUUCGCAAUUACGGUGGAAAGGGGCUGAAAUUUCUAAAUACAUUACGACCCGACUUCAUUAAACUCGCCGAGACAAAGGACAUUAUUCUCAUCUCUGUGAAAUGUAAAAAAAAAAACAACGAAACACUAAUUUGCUAUAACGAUUUUUUUGUCGGGUCACUGUGAACGGACAUGUAAUUUCAUGUUUUUUCAGGACCUAGGUUAGCCAUUGUGUUGAGGCUCUCGGCAUAUGCACAGCAGAACUGUGGUGUUUCUGACAGGUCUUCAUUCACACACGGCAUAUCCCUGGAGAGGAAGACAGUCACUCUUUGCCUGUGCUUCAAGUGACCGGGCUGUCUCUUUGGAGCAGGUUAAGAGGCUGUGUCGGUCCCAGACGGCGCAAUGGCGGACUCCAUAGCAGCUUUCCAAACCCGGCUCGCCUCUGUUAUGGAGGUUUUACUUAAUGCAGCUGUGAGUGAAAUAACGGACCUUGUCGAGUGCAGUUUUUCUGCUUUCCGGGUUGAAAUAGCCCACUACAAGAAAGAAAACCAAGCUCUGAAGCUGAGGCUGCUUUUCUCGGGAUGCGAGUCCGGAGCGGACCGAGGGGACCGGGUGAGCCCUGCCGGACAUGCAGCGCGAUCUGCGAGCCGGGGUCGUGUCGGAGUCCGGGUGUGCGAAGACAGCGCACUGGGAGAGACAGGUGCCGGUCGGCAGGCACAGCACUGCAGACCAAGGGACGCUGAGGAGCAGGCACCCGAGGAGUCUGCAGACCUUACAGAACUGCCUCCUGACAGCGUUCCGGAGGAGAUGCUUGACCUGGAAGCAGUGAUCAUUAAAGAGGAGUCUACAGCCACGGAGGAGCCCAGGCCUGAUUCACUGCUCGUCAAAGAGGAGAGACCGGAGGAGGACUCAGCCCACAGUGACCUGUGGGCAGCACCGGGGAGGAGAGCCGUCGAGGCCUGCGCUCCUGUCGCCCCUGGGGAAAGGGCUCCCAUCGCCCAGCCUCCCUGUGAGUGGGAGCGGGGCUCUCAGCCCACAGUGCCAGACAGGGAAGAGCAGCACCGGAGCAGGCGGUGUGCAGAAGGGCUCGGAGGAGCAGAGUCUGAAUCUGUGGCACAGGAGCUCAGGCCAUUAGGGUCUAACCUCCGGCCAGAUGGGCUUCAUACUCCCGAGAAGAGCACAGGACGCUCCAGUGAAAUGGGGUUUAUCAGUACGCAGGGUCACAGCACAGAGGGGAGAAAUGAACUGGAUUCCUGUGACAUUGUGGAACAGGACACUGAUUUCCAGUCAGUGUACACCAUAGAGAAUGAAACCCAGACACAGUUUGUGCAGAUUAAAGAGGAGAGCACCAAUAGAAACCGGCCUGCAUCCUGUCUAUGCUCGGACUACACUAAUCCAGGGAUUUGCAUGUUGGAUUCCAUUCACAUUAAAGAUGAGACUGAGCCACAGUCCGCGCACAGUGUAGCAGAGAGAUCUGAGCUGGAUCACAAUGAGUGGCAACGACAGAGAGGGGACUCGGAAAGCAGAGAGGAGCAGCCCAUGUACGUGAUCAAGAAGAAUCUGUCUCAGGACUUGGAAAUGAUUCUGAGGCCUCUCUCGGGCACAGUGGGGAGCCCAUCCUUACAGUGUGGGGGACCCUCCAGCGCACUGACACCAGUACCUGUGAGGGAGGACUCGGCGGAGACCAGCGGCCACACUCAGGGACACAAUCUCUGUGUGCUGUGCGGAAGGACAUUCAGAACACCGCACUCUCUUAAAGGACACCAGCGGAUUCACACGGGAGAGAGACCUUACCCCUGCACCAUGUGCGGGAAGACGUUCAGUUAUAUACAAAAUCUUAAAGUACAUCAGAGAAUUCACACUGGAGAGAGGCCUUACUGCUGCACCUAUUGUGGGAAGACCUUCAGGCAGUUUGCAAACCAUAAAAAACAUGUGCACAUUCACACGGGAGAGAGACCGUAUCCCUGCGCCCAGUGUGCAAAGCGCUUUAAGCACUUGGCCGACCUUAAAGUUCACCAGCGGACCCACAGUGGAGAGAGACCUUACGGCUGCGCCCAGUGUGGGAAGACUUUUACUCAUCCGCACAGCCUAAAACUUCACUGGGAAGUUCACAGUCGAGAGAGACAGUACAGCUGCACCUAGUGUGCCAGUGCUUUCAGAGUCCCGGCGCGGAGAAAGUUUUUAACUGCACGCUGUGCUGCGUCUUCAGGACCAAAGCAGCCUAGAUGAUUGUACAGGUACAAAGAGAGGAAAGCCAGGUUGUUUACGCAGUUAACAGUCAUGAAGAAAUAUUUUAUAAAAUAACUUUUCCUCAGUACUUGUGGAGACCUGGGUACCGCAAACCAUUGAUAGUGUGCGUUAAGACAUGUAGAGUUGAAAGCUUAACUUUUCAUUCAGGUUGAUACAUUUGUUUUAGUGUUACACAAGGAGCACAAGGUAUUAAAACACUAGGUGGAAAUCUAAAGGAUUUGUGUCAUUUGCAGUCCCUUUUUGAGUUUUCCAUUGUAUGAUCUGGUUUUCACUUGGUAAAGGCUGCCAGGACAGGUUAAGUGAGACUGUAGGGGAAAGUGCUGGAUAGCGCAUGGAAAACAGGAAGUGUUGUGGGCUUUGACAGGAAGUCAUCCAUACCAGCUCAGAAAACCGUCAGGAUCUCUUAACAGAGAAAAGCAGGAGGCCCCAUGUUCUGUGAAGAGCUCCAAAGGUUAACAUUGUCAGAUACAAGGACAUAGUCCCUCAAGACCACAUAUUGGCAGACCACCAGACUCAGGCAGAGCGGCUCCUAUAAACUCUCUUGUGCAGCACGGACCCUGGCAGCACACAAAUUCAAGGAAUAGGAUUUCCCAGCUGCACUGAUGGGGGAGUCAGGGUCUCUUUCCCUGGAAUAGUAUCAGCCCACCAGCCAGUGCAGUGCUGGAGUCCUCCUGCAAGUCUGCAAGAACUUUAAGGUUCCUCAAAGACCCAGAAGCCCAGGAUGCUCAAUAAGGGUAUCCCAGACACCCCCAGCUUUGACGACAUGAGGACCAGGGGCAGGUGAUUGUUCAGACACACACAGACACAAUCACCAGAGCCCUCCUCAGUAAAAGUGACAAUUUAAUUACAUAUUGAUUUUUUUUGUGCAGAUGUAACAGCCUAUCUAAAAGCAGGUGGGCUAAGAUUUGUCUCUUUCUUGAUUUGACUAAAUAAGUGAAAGGUUGGCAUAGGAUGCAGGGUAAGUCUAGACCUGUGCCCUUAGCAAAAGGCUCUGUCGCCUUUUAGGGUAGAAAGUAGCUGGGCAUGUUUUAUGUAUCUAGACAUAUAUAAUUAUCUUUAUCUGACUGUUUCCAGUUAAAAUAGAUAAAUGCAUUCCAAAUUCCAAUAGAAAUACUAUAAUAAACAUCAAUUACUCAAAUUGAGAUGUCACACCCCUGAGCUAUGUAAUAAAGUCCUGUUCUUUGUGAAAAAUCA